This is a messenger RNA of Botrytis fragariae, 381 nucleotides long. RefSeq lists its product as uncharacterized. Bases 1 to 381 code for a protein of 126 amino acids. The transcript is spliced from 2 exons. The record is from RefSeq and is a predicted model, not a curated record. Lineage: Eukaryota; Fungi; Ascomycota; Leotiomycetes; Helotiales; Sclerotiniaceae.
AUGGAGACAUCCACCUUUUUGCCAGUAGUCAAGAACGUCAAGAAGCUUUUGGGAUUUCAAGAUCUUUCCGGUGAAAUUCGCAAUACAAUUUACGAGCUUCUACUUUAUGAUUUCAAAGAAGUGUUGGUUCCAUGCCAAUUUCCUGAUCUACUGUCACCUUAUCAGGUGGCUAUCGCCAGACAUCAUAUUCAUCCUCAAAUAUUGAGAAAAUGCCGACAAGUGUACCAGGAGGGCACAUAUUUGAUGCGAAAGAAAAACCUAUUCAUCAGAUUUGAAUGUGAGGUCUCACCAUACCAGAUUACCCUUGCACUUCUAGAGAUCGAAGUUCCUUUUCUCAUACCCGAUCCAUCCACUUCAAGGGGCCACCAUCGGCUCUCGUAA